This is a messenger RNA of Fonsecaea erecta, 1656 nucleotides long. RefSeq lists its product as hypothetical. Lineage: Eukaryota; Fungi; Ascomycota; Eurotiomycetes; Chaetothyriales; Herpotrichiellaceae. Gene Ontology annotation, biological process: sucrose catabolic process. The transcript is spliced from 2 exons. The record is from RefSeq and is a predicted model, not a curated record. Gene Ontology annotation, cellular component: fungal-type vacuole. The coding region runs from base 1 to 1656 and encodes 551 amino acids. Gene Ontology annotation, molecular function: sucrose alpha-glucosidase activity.
AUGAUUUCGUUCGUCUCUCUUGCAUGUGCUGCUGCGUCGUUGGUCACACCCUCCUGGGCGCAGGGCUCUCAAUACGUCGAGCCAACGGUUCCCACGGGGACUCCAAUUCCGGGGAACUAUAGCGGUGCUCUUCGCCCACAGGUCCAUUUCUCGCCCCCCAAGGACUUUAUGAAUGAUCCCAACGGCAUGUUCGUCGAUGCGAACGGCACGUAUCACUUGUACUACCAAUACAACCCCACGGGCGUCGUGGCGGGCAACCAGCACUGGGGCCAUGCGACCUCCAAAGAUCUGUACCACUGGAUGAACCAACAGAUCGCCAUCUUCCCCCCGGACGCACAUUCCAACAUCUACUCCGGCUCGGCGGUGGUGGACGUGAACAACACGUCGGGAUUCUUCCCUCGCCAGGACAACGGCGUGGUCGCCGUGUACACGGUCAACACGCCCACGUCGCAGACACAGGCCCUGUCGUACUCGGUCGACGGCGGGUACACGUUCCAGCCGUACGCGGGCAACCCGGUGCUGAGCGACAACUCGAGCCAGUUCCGCGAUCCCAAGGUCCUCUGGCACGCGCCCACGCAACGGUGGGUGAUGGUGGUCGCGUACGCGCAGGACCUCACCGUCGGCUUCUUCACGUCCGCCAACCUCAAGAACUGGACCCACGUCUCCAACUUCUCCCACCACGGCCUGCUGGGUGACCAGUAUGAAUGUCCCAACCUGGUGCAGAUCCCCAUGGAAGGCCAGCCGCAGCCGAUGUACGUGCUCGCCGUGAGCAUCAACCCUGGCGCCCCCCUCGGCGGCUCCAUAACCCAGUACUUCCCGGGCGCGUUCAACGGCACCGUGUUCACGCCUGUCGACGGGGCCGCGCGGAUCGGCGACUUCGGCAAGGACAACUACGCCGGCCAGUUCUUCUCCGGCAUCCCCGCCGACCAGGACCAGAUCUCCAUCGCCUGGACCAGCAACUGGCAGUACUCACAGGUGGUCCCGACCGGAGCCUCGGAAGGCUGGCGUUCGUCCAUGUCGCUGCCGCGGGUCAACUACCUGAAGAACAUCAGCCGGGUGGGGUACGACAUGGUGUCCGCACCAUACGAUCUCUCUCCUGUGAUCAACACCACCGCCCUGGCCAACAGGACCAUGGGCAACGGCAGCGUCAGCGUCGACUACUCCACGUCCGUGUCCUCGGGGGCGGUGUACUUCCAGAUCAACGUCACGGACAUCCCCAGCGCCAACAUCACGGGCACCGCGAACUUCACAUUCUCGUCGUCCCGAUCCGGCGAGACGUUGAAGGGCGGCUACUUCCUGGCGCCCGACAGCGCGUUCUUCCUCGACCGCGGCGGCGUGCGCGGGUUCGACAACCCCUUCUUCACCGACAAGUUCUCGACCAGCUGUCCCUACAACUCGUCGGCGUCGUUACUCACCUGGCGCGUCGAGGGCGUCAUCGAUCGCAGCAUUCUCGAGGUCUUCAUCAACGGCGGCGAGUCCUCCGCCACCGUCUCCUUCUUCCCCGAGCAGCCGCUUGACACCCUCAAGAUCAGCGCCGGCGGGCUCAAUCCCGGCGUCACGGUGAGUGCGGCCGUGUAUGGCUUGAACAGCGCGUGGGCGAAGUUUGAGAAUGCCCAGGGGACGGUGGUGGGCAAUCUCACCACUCAAAAGGCAUAG